GUUUCAUUGUGCUUGUUUUAUUUUCCUUACUAUCGCAAAAUCUAGCUACCCGAAUAAAAUACUACGUUGGCAACAACGAUCGACGAUCUUCCGUUGGAAAGGUAGCGGCUACUUUUGGAUGGUCACGACUUACUGCAUUUGACUGUGACGAUGGAGAUGACGAGCAGUUCGACGCAACGUGAUAUUCUUAAGAGUGAACUCAAGGAACUUGAAAAAUGGGUAAAGCAGUCUGUAAACUUGGAUUCUGCGCACAAUUCCCAAAUCUUGUCUGUAAAAAUGCAUCUGGAAGAAUUAAAGGAGGAUAAAAUGGCAGCGUUAGAGUGGUCUUAUGGAACAGUGCUUGUGAUGCAUCUUUGUCAAGAUAAUUUCAGUGAUUCGCCUGUACUUGAGAUAAUCUUGACUAAGUUAGUUAGGAACUUUUAUUUAAUUAGAAAUCCGCCUGAGAAAAUACUAUUAAUUAAAAUCUGGAAACAUUUUGUAAGGAACAACCUUCUUGUACCAUUUUUACUACCUACACCAGAAAAGGACUCUAAGCUAUUCAAAAGAUUUGUGAAGCAUUGUUUUGAAUCUGUCAGCAAGAGUCUAUUAGACCAAAGUGUAGCACUUGAUAUGGUUGUGACAGGUACUGUCACUUGUAUAGUUGAUCUUAUUGAGCAUCCAUCAUCAUCAUCAUCCUUAAAUAAUAUUUUAGAUUUACUUUUUAUGGAACUUGUGGAACCUUCAUGCUCAAUUUCUAAAAAUGCAGUGGAAAUUGUGUUGAGAACUUGUGGCUGGAAGGUGAAGGAUGCUAUAAGAAAUAGGUUAAACCCGGUCCUUCUGCAAACUGGUGAUAAUCCCUACUUAUCAUUGGAUCAUGUGUACAAAGUGAUUUUUGAAUUGGUGUCCAUUGAAAAAUAUUUAGUGUUAGGCUUCAUCAAUAACACAGAACUUUGCUUUAUGCCUGGAAGAGAAGAUCACGAGGCUGGUCUGAAAUUUUUCUGCGAAUUAUUUGGCUCAAAAUCUACAGUGGGACCAGACUUCUACACAACAUUGUGGAAUAACUUCUUAGUUCAUUGCAGAGAGAUAAUUACAUGUGAAUCUCAACUUCUUAUUCUCGGGAAGCACACUUGUAGUAUCCUUGGUCAGCCAGCUGCUCGUAUGGACUGGUGCAGUUUGUUGGCAUUUUUCUUUGAACAUGUUCUGGAUUUGAAAGUGGAAAUUUCUUUUGUAACUGGAAUGACAGACGCAUUGUUACAAUAUUAUUCCCAAGACAUUGAGCCCUUGAUGGAGCUUUUUAAAAAGCUAUUGACUCCUAAUACCAUCUAUGAGCGAUUUGACCAAGCGAGAGAGAUACUUAUCCUAAAAAUGGCUAAGGCCUAUAAACUUAUUGCUGGAGCAGGAGUAGAGAACUUGACUCUGCUGAAAAAUCGUGAAAUUUCCUGCCAACUUAUUUCCUGUUUUCUUGGUACCUGCAGUUCAUUCACCCCACCCAAUGAAGAUUGGGUUUUACUCCGCAAAAUCUUUGUCAAGCAUCUGGUGCCAUUAGAUUUUCCUGCUGAAAAACGCAUGAAAAUGCUCUUGUACUUGUGGAUUAAUUCUGAAGGCAAAUGGAGUGUAUUUCAUGAACUAUUUUUGAAAAUCAAACGAGCUCGGAGCAGGGUACAUAAUAUUCUAUACAUCAUGAAGGAUAAAGAUACAUUUACUCUCCAUAACAUGCAUCUUCAUAAGCAAAAAUGUGAACUAGACUUUUACCUUGUGCAUGGAAAGACAUACUGCCAUUAUGCAACUAAAACUCUUGGAGCAGCCCUGGGUGCUUCUCCUAAAUUACGGCUUUUGCUAACUAAUUUGGUAUCAAAAAAUAUAACUUGUGAAGAUGGACCCAUGCUUUCUAAAGCUGUCAAAAAACUCCUUGUACCACCUGAAAACUAUGAAAAUUGUAAAAUAGUUGACGGACUUCUCUAUUACCUAACAGAAUUGACAAUUGAUGCCAGUGCAAUGAUGAAUCUAGUGUCCUUGGUGAAAUCAUGUGUUGAGGGGCAUGAGAUUGCAUCUUCAAUGAAUUUAAAUCGUCUCCAUGUUGCAAGGACAGCCCUUCAUCUGCUUAACGAAAUCCUGUUUAUGUUGCCUCAUUUGGGAUAUAAUUCUCAUGUUUUGGAUCACAUUCUGCAGUGGGCCCAGUCAAAGAACAGCAGUCUUUCUAUGCUCUCUGUGCGUUGUUUAAAUAGCAUGGCUGAUGUGAAAACUUUAGAUACCCUCCACCACAAUUAUGUAGUGGAAGAGGUGGUACCAUUAUGCGUAUGUAUGAUUAAAAGGGGAUCUAGGAGCCAGGUUAAAGCUGCUAUCCAAUGUCUGGGAAAGCAUGCAUCGCAAAAUCCAUUCCGCAAUGACCUUCUUAAAGAAAUCCUUGCUAUUAUCUCAAGUCAACUUGCUGUGGCGUCUAAAGUGUCAGAGUCUUUUGAAAGAGGGGUCUCAGCGAUUGGACAUUUUGCUUCUGUAUCCCUUUCUGUUCAUUUAAAGGAGGAAGUUGAGCAGAUAUGUACAUCACAUCUGUUACAUCUCAUAACUGGCAGCUCCGAUCAAGAAAUACAAUCUACCUUAGGAUCGCUAGAUUCCUCAUCUAAUAAUUCUUGGAUUGAUUGGCAAGAGCUCUCUAUUGAUAUUCGGAUCAAGUUACAAGCUAUCCGUGCAUUAGGCAGAUGUAUGCGGUAUUGUGGUAGCUCCUCUACAGUCAAAGAUGUUUUAUCUAGCUUGGAGAGAAUUGUAUGUUCACCUACAGAAUGUCUGAUGGAUAACUUAAGAGGUGUAGACAUCGACCGCCUGCGAUAUGAGGCUGCAUGUGCUAUUCUCAAUGUAUUUGAAGUUGAUGUAAAUCACAAAUUUGUUUCUAAGGAAUUACUUCUAGCAUUAUCUCACUUGAUGACAGAUUCAAGAGAGGAAGUAAGAUUAGAGUUUGCAAAGAAGUUAUGCCAGGGCUUGUCACCACACAAAAUCAAAUCAUACAAUAGAGGUCACAAAAGAGGAAAUCUUCCUACUUGCAUGUUAGGGAUUCUGGCAUUAUUAGGCUCAGAUAAAUGGAGAGAGAAAACAGAAACAAGACAGCUAGCAGAGCAAUUACUUCAAGAAGUUUUUGUUUCAAGACAGGUAGAUCGUGGGAGAAAGUGUUUACUGGGAAAAGCAACUUUCCGACAACUAUAUGAAGAGCAACCACAUCUAGUUUUUGAGAAUAUUUUAGCUCUAGCUGUGCCGAUUCUAGCUGAGCACAAUGAUUUCCAGAUAUCUGAAGAUGACGAUGAAUUUGAUGUACAUAUUGAACCACUUACCAAAGCGGCAUACUGUCUAGAAUUUGUAUGUGCAAUGUUAUGUCAUCCAAGUACUUAUGGCGGACAGGUAGAAAAAGUGUACAUGAUGAAUUUAGUAGAUUUUGCUGAAAAUAUGAUGAAUCAACCCUCUUCAGACUCCUUGAAAGUGAAAUAUUUGUUAAUGAUUGAGCUGCUUCGGGUAGUUGUGAAACAUUACAAAAGUUCAAAAGAAGUUGAACUUCUAACACCGAAAAUGGUGUUGCCUCCUCCCUUUUUCCGCGAUGAUAGAGCAGAGCCUCAUAUUCCACGGCAAAAUUUACUUUCAAUUGCCUCAACUAGAUUGAUUGAAAAGACUGUCCAUGAAAUGGCUACUAUUUGCAAUACAAUGGGUGAAAAUGAUGCAUCUGAUGAUGAUGAUGGUAAUGACUCUAUAUCCGCAUCAAGUUUUGAACAAAGCAUGGAGUCUCAGGAAGCUGGCCGCCAAAGAAGUGUCAGUUUUGAUAGUCUAACUGAGUCUUAUAGUCAAGACUUCAAUUUGGGAAAUGCAUUUCACUCCACUCCAUCAUCUUCAGCAGGGCCAGGUGCAAGAAAGCGAAUCAAGAGGCACUGAUGUUAAAUGUUUUAAACUGCUCACACUACGCUUUGGCCUAUAAGUUUGAUUUUUGGUCCUGUUUAAUGUAACAUUCACUAAAUGGAAAUACUGACUUUGUUUCAUACAAAAAUAAAUUACCACAAUACUAAUCAUA
Molecule: messenger RNA, 4024 nt
Organism: Frankliniella occidentalis (western flower thrips)
Lineage: Eukaryota; Metazoa; Arthropoda; Insecta; Thysanoptera; Thripidae
Exons: 24
Coding region: 151-3888 (1245 amino acids)
Source: RefSeq, a predicted model, not a curated record